Gymnodraco acuticeps is the source of this 2037-nucleotide messenger RNA. It is a transcript of the gene ostm1, whose product is annotated as osteoclastogenesis associated transmembrane protein 1. Lineage: Eukaryota; Metazoa; Chordata; Actinopteri; Perciformes; Bathydraconidae. The coding region runs from base 68 to 1009 and encodes 313 amino acids. The transcript has 7 exons. Gene Ontology annotation, cellular component: cytosol. The record is from RefSeq and is a predicted model, not a curated record.
ACCAGGAAAUCAUGUGUUGUGUGUAGAGCAAGAAGAGGAACAGAUGCUUUAAUCCUUGUUUUCGAUCAUGUCUAUUCACAAAAACUGUUACUUUUUGCUUAUUUUAGUACUUAAUAUUUACGCUCUCGUGUCUGGUGAUGGUAUAAACGUCUCUGCUUCAGAUUCAGCGGACACACUGACACAAAGCUCGCCUUACAGUCCUGCUGCUGCUGUUGUUUUGGUGAACUCGCCUGUGUUUAGGAAGCCGGAUGUCGACUCUAUUUUCUCCCUGAACCUGCUGUCCUCCUUCCCAGAAGACGAGGAGAUCUCUGUAUACUGCAGCGACCUGCUGCACAUCUUCGGUCAGCGGUAUGUCACCUAUGUGAACUGCUCCGUGAACUCGUCCCGGCCUGUGAAAGUCUGCCAGAACUGUUACUCCAGCUAUGGCAGCCUCACGGAGAUCUACCUGAAAAUCUCAUCAGAGGUGGUUCCUGGCAAUGAGAGCUGCAGGGACAGCAUUCUGCGCAACGAUCGCCUGAUGCUGGUUUAUCUGCUCUACAACAACCUGGAAGACAUCUGGGGCAAAUCAGACUGUGCCAACUGUGUCACUAAAGGAUUCCACAGCCUCACCAACGACACGCUGUACUUCAUGAGCUCUGUCAACCAAACUCUCACCUGCUUUGAGAAAUAUAAAGAGGGGAAUCACACGGAGCUGUGCAAAAGCUGUAAGAACACCUACCGAGGCCUGAAUGAGCUGUACAGCCGAAUGGAGACCAACAAAACCAUGUGUAUUGACAUAGAGGAUGUGAUGAAUGUGACUCGCAAACUGUGGAGUAAGGAGUACAAUUGUUCGUUCCCCCGCGAGGAGACGGUGCCUGUCAUCGCCGUGUCCAGCUUCAUGCUCUUUCUGCCCAUCAUCUUCUACUUGAGCAGCUUCCUUCACUCUGAACAAAAGAAACGCAAGCUCAUACACCCCAAACGGGCGAGGUCAUACAACACUCUGAUGAACAUUCAGGACAAACUGAGCUGAAGAGGAGACGGGUGAAUAAAAUGGAGGACGGCACUCUUUUAUCAGAAGUAACAUCCUGGGAGAAGAUUUGACUCAUUUCCGUCUUGAGAGGUUUGAACGUAGAGGACUCAACAACAGCAUUCCCUUUUUGUUUGUUUGUUUGUUUGUUUUCACAAGAGGCUGUGAUACCCAUCAGUAUUCAGAGGACUUCAAGGAUCUGCAUAAUUAAAGUGAAAGUAAAAUGCUUUGGGCACUUUGAACAUUUGCUUUUAUACCCUUAAAAUAUUCUUCUCAAAGUGAAGUAAAUGCAGAAUUGAAAUUGUAUACCUUUUUAUAUGCGGGCUCUGAGUUUAAAGUGUAUGAAUACCUUUAUACACUCCUAAUUACGUGGUGGUUAAUGUUGCUGCACAGAUCCUCUCCUUUCUUUCAAACAGUCUUCACAUUUUGAAGCACAUCCUGCAGGGAGAGACACAGCUGUCACUAAAAAGAGUGAGGUGUGUGUGUGUGUGUGUGUGUGUGUGUGUGUGUGUGUGUGUGUGUGUGUGUGUGUGUGUGUGUGUGUGUGUGUGUGUGUGUGUGUGUGUGACCAGGAAAUAUGCGCACUAUUUAAGGGUUGAGAAAUGGGGUUUCUGUCUCUAAUGUAUGUCCAGAAGUGGGCAGCAAAAAAGGAAGCACUUGAUGUCCAUUAGUGGUGACAUGUAUCUGCUGUAAGAAGGGGGGGGGGUGCACAUCAGUGGGGUGGGAGUAAAUAAAGACCUAACACACAUAAUGUAAGAGCACUCCAGAGGUCCACACUGUGAUGUUACCUGGUUUCCAGUCACUGUUUUUCUUUUUGGUUGCAUAAAGCUUUUAAUGUGCUUUGUUGUCGUUUCCCACUGAUGUUUAACUUAAUUUGUUAAGAGGUUUCUCACCGCUCAUGACGGUGAACUCUCAUUUAUGUCUCUAUUUAGGAAUCAGUAAAAAAUGCAUUUGCUGUGAAAUAAUGUAAACUUUAAUUUGUAAUGCAUAAGCAUGAAUAAAUACGUUCACGUCAGAGACAACCUGCAAAA